AUGUUUCCUUUAUAUAUUGCCGAAUUAAAAUUUAGACAUGUGAAGACGUUUCCUACAUAUAAAAGCAAGUUAGAAGAAAUUGAACGUUUUUCUAGCAUAUCAUAUUAUACUACAGAUCCUAUUGCUACAAGCUGCAAGAGUAAUGGUGAAGCAUAUGUAAUUCCAAUUCUAUUCACGGACUUGUGCAUAAAACUUAAUAAAUAUUUUCAUUAUUAUACUAAUCUUAAAGCAAUUGAUAGUAAACACUACGAGUACAUUAACUACUGGCUGAAUAAGAAAAAAAAAGUAGCGAAUGGAAAUGUAUUAUAUGAAAAAAUAUUAAGUGGUGACAAGUCCCUGAAUAUAUUAUAUAACUCCGUUAGUCCAUUAAAUGAUGAAUAUCAAAGUAAAUUUCAUCAUCUUUCUGAUGAGGUAGUUAGAAAGAUUGAUAUACUAAAUGAAUUGAAUGAACAAUACCUUUUUUUUAUAACAAAAAAGAAAAUUGGUGAAACUUUUCACACUGAUUUGUGUGAUUAUCUUAGAAAAUUUGCUAAUAAAUAUAAUGAAGAAGUUCGAAAAUGUUUUAAUAAUUUUGAUAAUAAAUACUGCAAGGAGUUAAUAGAAUUUAAAAUUAGAUAUAACAAAUAUGCUAAUUAUAUAAAAACAUGUGAUAACAUAAAUCCCUUAACUUCGAUACCAGGAGCACAAGACUAUGAAUUAGCUGCAUUGAAAAAAUAUUCACUUAUUGAAGAUGAUUCAUCUAAUUCCGUAGUCAAUAUUUUAAUUAACGUCGCUAAGGUUUUGGGAGGAGUUGCUGUGUUAUUUCUUAUAGUUAAGUAUGCCCCCUUAAAAUCAUUGCGAGGAAGUCGAAAGAGAAAGAAGAAAAAGGAUUAUGAUCAUAUUAGUAAAGAUAAAUCAUAUCAAGGUCGUUCACGAGGGGAGGAAUCAUACGGGGGUGGUUCAUACGGGGGUGGUUCAUACGGGCAUGGAUCGUACGGGAUCGAAUCAUACAUGGAUGACUCAUAUGGCAAUGGCUCGUACGGUGAUAAUUCAUACGGUUAUGCAUCACACGGAUAUGAAUCAUACGGAUAUAAAUCAUACGGGGAUGGGAUAAACAGAGAUGGGUCAUACCGAAAUAGAUCGUACCAAGAUAGAUCGUACCAAGAUAGAUCGUACCAAGAUAGAUCGAACCAAAAUGAUUCAUAUUAUUAUGAAGAAGAAGAUCCAAGAGAAUAUAAUAGGCGAUAUAACAUUCAGUACCGUUCAGCAGGAGAGUAUGAUUAUUGA
Molecule: messenger RNA, 1266 nt
Organism: Plasmodium gonderi
Lineage: Eukaryota; Apicomplexa; Aconoidasida; Haemosporida; Plasmodiidae
Exons: 3
Coding region: 1-1266 (421 amino acids)
Source: RefSeq, a predicted model, not a curated record